AUAAACUCUGCAACAUCUCAAAAACCCACAAAACUAAAAUCAAAUUAACCAUUUUCUAACAUAGAUAUUUUGUUAUUUCUACUACAUUAGCCUUAUCAUGGGUUACUCAACUAUGGCAACCAGGCUUGUUUGUUUGGCAAUUGUGUGCCUUGUGACUUUUGGUCCUAAGGCAGAAGCAGCUGUUACAUCCUGUGGUCCAGUUGUGACUAGCUUAUACCCUUGUGUUUCUUACAUCAUGAAUGGUGGAAACACUGUGCCUGCUGCACAGUGUUGUAAUGGAAUAAGGAACCUUAAUACUAUGGCUCAAACCACAAAUGAUCGUAGAGCUGUUUGUACCUGCAUUAAGAAUGCUGUUAGCCAAAGUGGUUUCAGUUACACUAAUUUAAACCUUAACCUUGCUGCUGGUCUUCCAAGGAAAUGUGGUGUUAACAUUCCUUACCAGAUCAGCCCUAAUACCGACUGUAACAGUGUGCACUGAGGUUGAAACAUGAUGUGUGAAACAGUAACUUAAGAAGAAUGUUAUGUUAGUUUAUAGUGUGUGAGAAUAAGAGGCUACUCUCAUGAGUGACGUGAGAAUGAUCACUUGAAGUUGCUUCUUUCUAGCUUAAUAUUAUUGUAUUGUGUCUUUGUGUGUUAGUGUGUGGUUAUGCUGUUUGUGUACACUUUAUUGUGGGCACUAUAGCAUAUGUUAUAUAGAGUGUUAGAAUAAGUUGAUGGAUAUUUGCAAUGUUGUUGUAGUUUCUUACCUAAUGAUAUGUGAUGUUUAUUUGGGAAUGAAAUUUGAAAAGGUUAGGUAUGACAAAUGUUCUCAACUCAACAUUGACUUAAA
Molecule: messenger RNA, 829 nt
Organism: Medicago truncatula (barrel medic)
Lineage: Eukaryota; Viridiplantae; Streptophyta; Magnoliopsida; Fabales; Fabaceae
Product: non-specific lipid-transfer protein 1
Exons: 2
Coding region: 98-478 (126 amino acids)
Biological process (GO): lipid transport
Molecular function (GO): lipid binding
Source: RefSeq, a predicted model, not a curated record